AUGUGGCGUGGCCCUGGACAGGCUUGCCCCCAUUCCUGCGUUGUCCGUACAGCUAUGUCAGGAACGGGGAUGUUCCUUGACGGUAGGCCAGUUUGGGUGUUAGGCUAUCCUGUUGUGUUAGGGUCAAAGGCAUCUCUGUCAGUUGGUCAAACGUGGUGCCAGGUUGCACAGUCUCUAGUCCUUUUGUCAGGACCUUUGCAUUAUGUUCUUCCUCCUAGGCCGUCUCAGCCAAUCCCAAACCUUAUACGUGGGCCCGGGCCUAGGCCGGGGCCUUAUAUGGCCCCUGGGCUCCCCUCACUAGAUUCUUUCCAAACAAGCCCUAACGGUGAGAUUGCCUGCAUCAUAUAUGAUGAAUGCAUGUAUUUCACCGCAGCAGUGGCAAAGCAUCUGAAGCUUCCCAGUAUCAUCUUGCACACUAGCAGUGCUAUAAAUGAUCUGACUUACAACGCAAUUCCUGGGCUUCUUGAGGACGGUUACAUUUCUACACAAGCUUCAUAUGCAGAUCCUAUAUUGCUAGAACUAGUGCCGGGGCUUCACCCUCUCAGAUUCAAGGAUCUCCCUAUUUCCAAUUUCAAAAAUAUAAACGACUUGCUGCAGCUAAUAGCCAAAGCGCAUGAGACCAGAACAUCUGCGGCCAUCAUUUGGAACAAUGGCUACCUCGAAGGGAAAUCACUGGCACAGCUCCAGCAGACAAGCCAAGUUCCAUUAUUCGCGAUCGGCCCUUUCCACAAAAUAGCUCUGGCCAAAUCCUGCAGUAUACUGGAGGAGGAUACAAACUGCAUUGAAUGGCUAGAUAAGCAAGCAUGUAACUCUGUGAUCUAUAUAAGUUUAGGGAGUAUAGCAUCCAUGGACAAGAAAGAGCUAGCCGAAAUGGCAUGGGGGCUGGCUAACAGCCAGCAGCCUUUCCUGUGGGUAGUUCGACCGGAUCCAACAACUGCUUGUUCAGAAUGGAAAGAUCCACUUCCUGAAGGUUUCAGAGAAGCCAUUGGAGAAAGGGGUUGCAUUGUGAAAUGGGCACCCCAGAAGGAAGUGUUGGCACACAGUGCGGUGGGAGGAUUUUGGAGGCAUUGUGGUUGGAAUUCGACACUCAAAGGUCUCUGUGAAGGCGUUCCAAUGAUAUGCCAGCCAUACUUUGGAGAUCAGAGGGUGCAUGCAAGGUACUUGACCCAAGUAUGGAGAAUCAGACAGGAAUGGGGAGACAAUAUGGAAAGAGGGGAGAUAGAGCGAGCUGUAAGAAAGCUGAUGGUGGAUGAAGAAGGGAAGAAGAUGAGGCAGAGGGCAAUGCAUUUGAAGGAGAAGAGUGAUAUUUGCAUGUCGGAAGGUGGUGGUUCUUACAAUUCAUUAUAUGAGCUGGUAGGGUAUAUCCUGUCGCUCAAAAUUGCUUAGUCCUUAAAUCAGAAAGCACCUUAAUUUCCUAGCUCUCUCUGCUAAGUUAAUGGCAUUGGAUGUCAGAUGAAAACUACUGCGAUACUCUGUAUGAAAAUAAACAUAUGAAAUCAAACAGUCCUCCUGCUUCUGAA
Molecule: messenger RNA, 1520 nt
Organism: Juglans microcarpa x Juglans regia
Lineage: Eukaryota; Viridiplantae; Streptophyta; Magnoliopsida; Fagales; Juglandaceae
Product: UDP-glycosyltransferase 76E2-like
Molecular function (GO): UDP-glycosyltransferase activity
Source: RefSeq, a predicted model, not a curated record